AUGAGCCAAGAAGCAUCGGAUAAGCCUCAAGAUUCAGAGGUUGCUCAGAAGAAUCAACCAUGGUUCUACGGAAGAUUUGAUAUUGAGGGAGGUGGCAUUGAGCGCGUAACCGUUGACCAGAGGCAGCAGAAUACAACCAAGUUUUGGAAUGCUGCUACUUUCUGGUUCAGCGCAAACAUGGCGGUUGCCACUCUCAACAUCGGAUCCUUGGGUGGCUCUCUGGGCCUUGGAUUCUGGGAUUGUUUCAUCAUCAUCCUGGUCGUCAACCUCGCGAGCGAUCUACUUCCAGCAUGGACAGCUACAGUGGGACUGACAGGUCUACGAAUGACGACGUUUUCACGAUACUCGUUCGGAUACUGGGGCAACAUGCUCGUCGUCAUCUUCUCAAUGAUCGCAACCACAGGCUGGAAUGCAAUCAAUUCGGUCUCAGGCGCUUCAGUGCUCAACGCAUUGUCCAAUGGAAAGUUCCCAACCUGGGCAGGAGUCAUCGUGAUCUGCACUUCGGUUUGGAUAAUAUGUGCUCUGGGGAUCAGCUGGAUCCAUCGUCUGGAUACCUAUGCCUGGAUCCCGCCUCUGAUCGUGUGGUGCGUGGCUGCUGGUACGGGCGCGUCCUCGUUCACUAGUGAACCUAGCAAGCACCUCCAGGGUGCGAACAAGGCGGCUGCAGUUCUCACGUACAUGGCGAGUAUCUUCUCCUUCUCUGUGUCAUGGAUAAAUUGCGCGGCGGAUUACAAUGUGCGUAUGCCGGUUGACACUCCGAGGUGGAAGAUCUUCAGCGCAACAUACAUUGGCAUCUUUGUUCCCACUGUGCUGGUGCAAUCGCUUGGCGCCGCGAUGUAUAGUGGUGUUGUGACAAACGUGGCGUGGAAGGAUGCGUACACGUCUUCUUCCAUUGGAGGUUUAUUGAAGAUGGCUCUGGAGCCCGCGGGUGGGUUUGGCAAGUUCCUCAUGGUCCUCGCAGCAUUGAGUGCGAUCCCGAACAACAUUCCCAACAACUAUUCCUUCGCGCUCCACACACAAAAUCUCGGCCUAUGGGCGAUGCGCAUUCCUCGAAUCAUUCUCGUCACAUUUGGCUUCGUGGUUUCUAUCAUCGUAGGCUGUUUCGCAGCUAUGUAUUUCAAUGCCACGUUGCAGACACUACUGAGCGUCAUAGGGUACUGGACGGUAAUCCAUAUCACCGUCGUGAUGGAAGAGCAUUUUGUCUUCCGUGGAUGGAAAUCAUACGAUUUGGAUGCCUGGGAUAACCCGAGUGGCCUUCCAUUUGGAUGGGCAGCAGUUGGAGCGUUCGCAUUCGGCUUUCUUGGGGCUGCCCUUGGAAUGAAGGUGACAUGGUACGCUGGGCCAAUUGCUUCACUUAUCGGAGAAAGUGGCGGAAACGUGGGCCAUGAGCUGACAUUUGCAUUUUCUGGCAUUGUGUUUCCGAUGCUUCGUUGGGUUGAGAAGCGAUAUGGAGGCCAGUAA
Messenger RNA from Penicillium cinerascens, 1461 nucleotides. Its product is annotated as purine-cytosine permease family protein. The transcript has 4 exons. NCBI's taxonomy places the organism in Eukaryota, Fungi, Ascomycota, Eurotiomycetes, Eurotiales, Aspergillaceae. Gene Ontology annotation, cellular component: plasma membrane; fungal-type vacuole membrane. The record is from RefSeq and is a predicted model, not a curated record. Gene Ontology annotation, molecular function: transmembrane transporter activity. The coding region runs from base 1 to 1461 and encodes 486 amino acids. Gene Ontology annotation, biological process: transmembrane transport.